This is a messenger RNA of Chroicocephalus ridibundus (black-headed gull), 688 nucleotides long. Its product is annotated as laforin-like. The transcript has 2 exons. The coding region runs from base 26 to 400 and encodes 124 amino acids. The record is from RefSeq and is a predicted model, not a curated record. NCBI's taxonomy places the organism in Eukaryota, Metazoa, Chordata, Aves, Charadriiformes, Laridae.
GCCGGGCCCCUUCUUCCCUCACGGCAUGGCGGCGCCAGCGCCCUGGCUCCUACCCCUGCCCCCGCCAUCGCAGCCUGUCACCCCUGGGCUCCCGGGCACGGAGGCUGCUUGUGUGCCGGGGACGGCGUUCCUGGCCUCACCGGCCAGCGAAGCCAGCAGCCCGCGGUGGCGGAAAGGCGUUACCCGGAGGCGGCGACCGGCCCAAGCGCGGUGCCCGCCCCGCUCCGCCCUCAGGCCGCGCUAUGGCGGCGGGGCGGCCGGCGCUGGCCCGGGCCCUGCUGUAGCAGUGCCUGUCCGCCCGGCUGCAGGUGAAGCCGCCCGAGCGUGGCUCCGAGGCCGAGUGGGUGGAGUUGCAUUACAUUUUCCUGAAGAAGAAGAAAAAAGGGAAAACAAAAGGUAGAGUUGAGAUAACAUUUUGCAGAAUAUAUUUGGGGUUUGCUAAUGAAAUCCUGCAAAAUUCAGAUGAAUGUAUUUAGUAAGGAGGGUGAGGAAGGUGUUAGUUUUUUGGUUUUCAUGAAAAAGAGAUAAAAAGCAGUGUUUGGAGGCAGCAUUGCUAAAGCUGGCUGUAUGGCCUUAGGGGCUGGGUACUCCAGCCCUUCAUGAUGCAGGUUGCCUGGUCUGAUGAUUACUUAGGACAGUUGUAUAAUAAAUGCCAGUGUUGCAGAGUAACUUGCUUUGCUGAUUUAUU